GUUAUCACUUAUCAGUCUUCUUUCUUAAUGUUGUCCCACUGUCUAUACAUCCAUAGUUUCUGUAGAUCCUCUUUAUAGUGUUGCACUAGAUCAUUCAGAAAGCUUCUCUUUUUUUCUUUUUCUUAUUUUUUUUUUCACAGAUUUUACUCUCCUAGAAAGCCAUUGACCUGAGCGAAGAGUAUAUUUUUAGCCAACUCUACUCUACCUUUCCUUCCCUCAAACCAAACGGACUAUAUAUUUCUAAUGGGAAGCUUAGGUCAACAUAGAUCAAAAGGCGAAAUUGAAUUGAGAUGGUAUCAAGGUUCAUUUUAUUGGUCAAGAUACAAAUUGAUAUUGAUGAAUGUGAGAUUUGAAUCUAAAUCUGUUAUUCGACAAGAGACUUUACCAGUUGAGCUAAUGAACUUCACUGUCAAGAUACAAAUUGAUAUUGAUGAAUGUGAGAUUUGAAUCUAAAUCAGUUAUUCGGCAAGAGACUUUAUCAGUUGAGCUAAUGAACUUCAUUAUGAAGGACACAAAUUACAGAAGACUCUGCAGCACAAAGACUGUGUCAUCUGUAAAUGAUAAUUUCCCUGGACCAACCAUUCCAGAUCACAAAUGGGAUACUGUUUUUGUUAAUAUACACGAUCGUGGAAAAUAUGGAAUCACAAUCCAUUGGCAUGGAAUCCGACAACCAAGAAAUCCAUGGUCAGAUGGACUAAAGAACAUUAUGAAGUGUCCUAUUCCACUUAAUACAAGCUUCACUCAAGAGAUAAUAUUUUUCAUAGAAAAGGAACUCUAUGGUGGCAUGCACAUAGUGAUUGGUCUCGUGCCACAAAACAUGGCGCCAUUAUUAUUUUACCUACUUUGGGAACCACCUAUUUGUUUCCUAAGCCUUAUGCAGAAGAGGCUAUUGUUCCUGGAACUACAUAUCGUCUACCAGUUAACUAUGGCAGACCUAUCUUCUACGCAUAAUCAAUUCCAUAACGAAUGUAGAACAAUGUUUUGGAAUUGCUAAGCACUACUUCAUAGUUGUUGGGAUUGAUGGUGCAUACAUCAAACCAAUAAAAACUAAUUAUAUCAUGAUAACUCCAGGACAAACAAUGGAGGUUUUUGUCACAGCCAAUCAAUCUCCUAGUCAAUAUUACAUUGCACCAACACUACAGCAAUUCUCCAAUAUAAAGGCAAUUAUACUACCUCAUCAUCUAUUCCCAUCCUAAAACUUCCUAGCUACAAUGACAAAGACGCUGCUAGCAAAUUUACAAUACGUUUAAGGAGCUUAGCAAGCAAAGAACAUCGUAUCAAUAUGCCAAAAAAGGUUAUCAAGAUUCAAGAAGCUUGACUAUCAGUGUUACAGAAGUCUUUGACAGUAAAUUAUAACGAUGUAGUUGAGAUAGUAUUUCAAGUAACUAAAGUUGGGGUUGCAGAUAAUCACCCUAUGCAUCGAUCUACAUGGUUUUAGCUUCUAUGUAAUUGGGAUGGGCUGAGCUUCUGAACAGUGAAAUGUUGCUUAUUAUUAAAUAAUACUAAAUAAUCUUUUUUGCUAA
Molecule: messenger RNA, 1523 nt
Organism: Quercus robur (English oak)
Lineage: Eukaryota; Viridiplantae; Streptophyta; Magnoliopsida; Fagales; Fagaceae
Product: putative laccase-19
Exons: 6
Coding region: 431-994 (187 amino acids)
Molecular function (GO): oxidoreductase activity; copper ion binding
Source: RefSeq, a predicted model, not a curated record